Messenger RNA from Oikopleura dioica, 567 nucleotides. NCBI's taxonomy places the organism in Eukaryota, Metazoa, Chordata, Appendicularia, Copelata, Oikopleuridae. The record is from the annotation of a GenBank genome assembly.
AUGAAGCUGAUCCAAUUCGUUUUGGCCAGCAAGGUUUCAGGGGGAUACUACCAGAAAUGGAAACACCUUUCGGCAACAGAGAAAACUGAACGGCAAGUGACUUGCGAUGCCAAGACUGAAGAGACAAAGGCCUUGUUUGUGAUCGAAAAUGGAGCUUGGAACUGCCCAAAUCUCGGUCUGACAAGGCCAAGAGUCGUCUGCGAUCCCACAUGCCUUCCUGGUUACAAACCUAACUGGACUGAUGGGUCGAUUUCGAAGCCGAAGAAGGAUCAUCCACGAUUCAUGACUCGCUGCGGCAAUCCGGCGAAUAUCGCCAAAAGAAAUCUCCCGUCCGGAAUCCAGCUCGCCUGUACGCCGAUUCCAGAGCACCCGUGCAUGGCCACUGCCGCCGGAGUCACUAUUCCAAACGGGAGCCUUUCGUUGAACACCGAACUAACGCCUGCAAGAGCGACUUUCGACGUCGUCUGCGAUUGGGGAGACCAUGGGCAAGCUCUACUGCAACAGAGACUCGUUUCCUUUCUGGAAAAAUCCCGAAUACGAAACGAUGACCAACGCCUGCGCGGAUAA